Cucurbita maxima (winter squash) is the source of this 744-nucleotide messenger RNA. Its product is annotated as mavicyanin. Bases 40 to 537 code for a protein of 165 amino acids. The transcript is spliced from 4 exons. The record is from RefSeq and is a predicted model, not a curated record. Gene Ontology annotation, molecular function: electron transfer activity. Gene Ontology annotation, cellular component: plasma membrane. NCBI's taxonomy places the organism in Eukaryota, Viridiplantae, Streptophyta, Magnoliopsida, Cucurbitales, Cucurbitaceae.
AUGCAGAUUACAUGAGCAGGAGCAGCUAAGAAGAUAGAGAUGGAGGGAUUAGGGAGAGGCUUGUUUGUUGUUAUAGCUGCUGCAGCUUCAAUGCUGGAAAUGGGUUUGGCCGAUCAAAGACAUGUGGUUGGGGGAACCCAAGGUUGGCAACAAUCCAUUGAUUUCGACUCGUGGGCAGAAGCUCAGACCUUCAAAGUUGGCGACCAACUCGUUUUCAACUACGCUUCGGGGCUGCACAGCGUGGUAGAGCUUCCGGACGAGAGUGCGUAUGAGAACUGCGAUAUUGGGAGCGCCAUCGAGUCGAAGAGCAGCGGGAAGGAUGGCAUCAAGUUGACGAAGGCGGGAACACGAUACUUCGCGUGCGGCACCAUGGGGCAUUGCAGCCAAGGCAUGAAGGUCAAGAUCAAAAUAGCCACUGGCACAGCUUCCUCUACUCCAUCUCAUCCUUCUUCUUCUGCCUCUUCUUCUUUUUCUUCACAUUAUUCUCUUCUGGGUUGCUUCCUCAUCAUGGCUUUUUACGCCUUGAGAUUCAUGUGAAAUAGUUAUUAUGAUCAAAUCCCCUUAACCAGUUCAUUCUUUUAAACCAGUUCGUUCUUUUAAACCAGUUUUUGGGUUUUGUUGUGGGGUUGUUUGUAACCCUUGUUCUGUUUUCAUUAUUUUCCUUUUUUGAUUGCUAAGAUAUUAUUUGGCAUAUUUACGUGGAUUAUUAAAUAAAUGAGGACAAGUUUUUUUGGGUCCUGGACA